Molecule: messenger RNA, 1857 nt
Organism: Saccostrea echinata
Lineage: Eukaryota; Metazoa; Mollusca; Bivalvia; Ostreida; Ostreidae
Exons: 1
Coding region: 1-1857 (618 amino acids)
Biological process (GO): proteasome-mediated ubiquitin-dependent protein catabolic process; negative regulation of translation; protein polyubiquitination
Molecular function (GO): translation repressor activity; ubiquitin protein ligase activity
Source: RefSeq, a predicted model, not a curated record
AUGCUGACGCAAGGUAUUCCAACGUCUGAUUCCUCACCGGUCAGACCCAGAACCCCCGCCUUGUCCGAGUUUGUCUGCGGACCAUGUAGUUUCAGUCGGAUUUAUUCGAGAGGGACGUUCUACUGCCCCGUAUGUAAGGAGCUCUUUUGUCACAAUUGUGCCAAGCUCCAUCGAAUGAAGGAAUGGUCACAAAAUCACGCCAUAGUACUUCUAGACAAAGCUAAUUCAAAGCAGCUAAAGGCUAUCGCAUCGCAAAAAAUUUCAAAAUCCGAACGGGAAUCGUCACAGCGGCCACAGCGGUGGGGGAGGAGGGCACCACUUAACGAAGGGUUUGAAUCCAAGUCCAAAUAUCUGAACGCCUUGGCCAGUAACCACGAUCACGAGACAGAGGACUUGGAGAAUGAAUUGUACUGUCCGGAGCAUGAUGUUGUCUUCUGUCUGCGCUGUAAAGACCCCCACUCUGAGUGUAAAGGGACGGUUCCUAUUGUUUCAUUGGCAAAAAAGAUUGAAAUCGCUCAAGUUAUUUCAAACUACAAGAGAUGUGUUAAAUUCGCGGAUAUCAUGUUAGAGGAUCGACUUGAACAGAAGAAACAGGUCGAAUCACAGAGAAGCGAGAUAAUUCCAAACAUUCAGUCUAUGAAGAACCAUUUUGGUAACAUGAUAAGUAAAAAGGCUACAGUGAUAGAAAAUGAAGUUUCUAUCAAAAUAGAACAAAAUAUUAAGAAAAUUCAUCAACAUAUGGAAAAAUGUAAGCGUGUGAAAUACAUGGCACAGUCUGAUCUAGACAGUCUUCUAUCUACCGUAGAAAGAGCAGUGCCAGGACCCAUUGUUAAAGUGUAUCUCCGACUGAAAGUCAAAUAUUCGGUCUUUGAGAAAUAUCUUAGAGAGUUAUAUAACGACACAGAGUACGUAUCCUACCAGUUUGUGCCAAAUGAAGAGAUAAUGACUCUACCAAACAUCAUCUCAUCUAUUGGAACUCUGAAGGAAACCAAAAGUUCCUCAAAGUUACCUCCCUUUAUGUCGGUAGACAAUGUCAAACCUUUCAAAGAAAGGUCGCUAACUUAUCGUAAAAACGGUGACAUUCGGCUGUUUGGACUCGGUGUUCUUGGAAAGGGAGGAAUCACAUCCAUGCGAUGUACGGCAAACUAUAUAAUGGCAGUGGCUCGGAGCACGUGCGAGUUUCGCGUGUUCACGUUACGUGGCUGGACCUUUGCCCAUUUAACGCUCUCAUCACUGCCAUGGGAUUUUACUAUGAUAUCUGAAAAAGAGGCUAUUGUCAGUCUCCCUGGUGAUAAGAAAUUGGUGACCUUGACCAUUGAUUUCACACUACGUAGAGUAACACAGACAAGGGAAAUUAUUCUGGAUGAGGCAUGUUGGGGAUUGACAGAAUUUAAGGGAAAGUUGAUCGGCACAUUCUUGCCUUUUGAAUUAGACGCUCAUUUAAGGGUCAUGACCUAUGACGGAACCAUGGAGAGAAAAAUUGAAAUCCAGGAUUCUCCAGUGGCGUUUCGAGCACCACAAUAUGUGUUGUAUCAUGAGGAUAAAGUGUACAUUUCGGACAGUUAUUCACAUGCACUGAUUAUCAUUGACCUAGAUGGACACGUAACGUUUGCCUUCAAAGUCGCCGAGUUCGAGAAUCCGGCGGGAAUGACCGUUGAUGAUCAGGGGAACGUUUAUGUUUGUGGGAAGACGUCACAUAACGUUUUCCAGAUCUCGAGGGAGGGGGAAAUCCGGGAAAUUCUAUCCCAGGAGGACUGCCCCUCGCGACCUUGCUGUAUUGGUCUGCUGGGGGACGGAUCCACUUUACUAGUAGGAUAUUCAAACUCCAACGUGUUAAAAUCAUUUCAGUUUAAAUAA